This is a messenger RNA of Aureobasidium musti, 699 nucleotides long. The record is from the annotation of a GenBank genome assembly. NCBI's taxonomy places the organism in Eukaryota, Fungi, Ascomycota, Dothideomycetes, Dothideales, Saccotheciaceae.
AUGCAUUUCCUCACACACACCGCAAUUUCUAUCGCUCUGACCAGCACCUCGGUCUUCGCUGCUUCUUGUGAAACAUACACACCAGCUGGCGAACCAUAUACCCAACCUGCGGAUCGAACGUUCAUUGUCAGCAAAGGCGAAGUCUGUGAAUCCACUACUGGCGACUGUCGUAUUCCAAUCGGCGGAUAUGUGACUGAGGGCCGUACCUUGAACGUCACAAUCGCCUCUCCAGGACCUAUCUACGAUCUUAUCAGCGACACUGUGCGAUUUGUGUUCAACGACACGGCUACGACUUGGGUGGGCGGGCCCAGCCCUGGUGAACCGCAAGAGUGGCCAAUCCAGAAUGGAACUGCCGCCUACGUAGGAUUUACUGCCAAUCAUCGAUGCACCUCUGGCACCUUAUCUGGCUGUGAUGACUCUGCCAUCGAAGGCGCCGCUGUUGAAGCUUGCUCGCCUUAUACCAUAGCCGAUGGUCUUUCUGGCACUUUUCAUGCUAUUGUGUCAGAUCGCAGUAGUGUGGAGGCAUUGACGUGUAAUCCGGCCAACACUACCGCGGCGAAGAACGGCAACAAUCCAUCCAACUGCUCGGAUGCUAGUUCGCAACUUCCUAUUGGAGACGCAAGUCGAUUUGGUGGAGUUUCCACUAUACUGCUGGUUGGUUCUUUGGGUGUUGCUGUUUUCGGAUUUGGGUCCCUCUAG